AUGGCUCCAUACUAUGGUCCAGAUGAGCCCCAGUCAACCGUUCAACUAGAACGCUUCUUUCUUGCUGGGGAUGUUGCCUGUGGUGUUGGCUAUGGUAUUCAACUGGUGCUCUUCUACUCAUGCGCGAUUUACCUCUGGAAUCGGAGGAAGCAAAGUCGGAAGGCUCUCUUCCUCCUUGCAUACAUCACACUAUUACUUUCGGUCUCCACCAUCUUCCUAAUCGUUCAAGCCCGCACUGUUCAGCUUAUGUAUGUCGACAACAGAAAUUAUCCCGGGGGACCGUGGCCAUUCUUCCUCGCGACGCAGAAUUGGGCGGUGAAUACUAUGUUCGACGCUUGCCUUUUCACUCUGACCUUCCUUUGUGACGCUCUCAUGCUAUGGAGAUGCUGGGUGAUCUGGACGUCCGCAGGAAAACUUAUCGCUUACCUGGUUUCUGCUAUUCCUGCACUUACUCUCUUGGCCUCCUUCAUCAUGGGUACGUUCUGGACUCUGGAAUCGAGUCAACCCGGCCUCUCUUUUUACUCAAAACUUCCUCUUGCAUUCGGAACGUCUUAUUACUCCAUUUCUCUCGGCGUAAAUAUCAUUAUGACCUUCCUCAUCACCGGUCGUCUUCUGGCGUAUAGGAAGCAAAUUCUCGACACUCUACCUGCUGAACACGCUAAAGGAUACGUCUCGCUACUUACCAUCGUCGUUGAAUCCGCGGCCAUCUAUUCCGUGUGCGCUUUCUUGUUCCUUAUCACCUAUUCCGUCAACAAUCCUGCAAAUCAGGUCCUUUUGUUCAUAUCAUGCGCUGCUCAGCAAAUUACAAGCUAUAUGAUUAUAUACAGGCUUGUUGACGGACGAGCAUGGCGCAAGGACACACUAUUCGCUUUCAGUACACAAAAAGGCUCUCCAGAGAAGUAUCCAAAAGACGUGCCCAACCAUCUAAGUACUUUUCACGCUGCGUCAGUUGGUUUUGCGCUCUCUGAAGUUGAGAAUCAAACUGCGACGAGUAUGGGAACGGAUAUUCACGACAGUUAUGGGGAAGAGUCCGACCCAUCUCAGGAGACUGCCGCUUGA
Messenger RNA from Lentinula edodes (shiitake mushroom), 1059 nucleotides. RefSeq lists its product as uncharacterized. The transcript is spliced from 6 exons. NCBI's taxonomy places the organism in Eukaryota, Fungi, Basidiomycota, Agaricomycetes, Agaricales, Omphalotaceae. The record is from RefSeq and is a predicted model, not a curated record. Bases 1 to 1059 code for a protein of 352 amino acids.